CACCAGUUCCAAGUGUCGUCACAAUAUUGGAAGAAAUACAUUUCUGGAUAUUUGAUUAAGGAUGGAGAGUUUUGCGAGCUUUGUCACGAUUCUAGUGUCGAUACUAGCGAUAGGUAAACCUGUUGAGUCAUUGUCAUGUGAAAGUAGUGCAGACUGCGGAGAAGGAAAUAUUUGUACGACAUCUCCAGUUACUGGUUUGGAUACCUGUUACCCAGCCUCCUGUCCCGAAGGAUGGAUUAUGUGGAAUGACGAAACCUGUCUGUUUUUCAGUACAGAACAAACUAGCUGGGAUAAUGCAAAGAUUGCGUGUGAAGGUCAAGAUGCAGCUCUAGCAGAAAUAUACGACGCAGAAAUGGAUGCAUUCGUUUUGGCUGAAGCGGAAAAAAGAUCUGAUCGGUACUUUUGGCUUGGAGCAAAUGACAAAGAAAGUGAAGGUAACUUUGCAUGGAUUUCUGGUGCACCUUGGGGAUAUGAAAAUUGGAAAGAUGCUAAUCCAGAUGAUUGGAACGGUGAAGAUUGUUUACACACAUACUGGAGGUCAGGCGGUGCAGGAUGGAAUGACUGGGGUUGUGGUAAUACAGGCGCAUAUCUCUGUCAAAUAGACCCAAUAGUCAAUUAUGAUGAAUGUGAGGCAAGUCCAUGCAAGAACGGUGGUGAAUGUGUCGAUGGGGAUAACAGUUACACAUGCACAUGUCC
Molecule: messenger RNA, 696 nt
Organism: Ruditapes philippinarum (Manila clam)
Lineage: Eukaryota; Metazoa; Mollusca; Bivalvia; Venerida; Veneridae
Product: macrophage mannose receptor 1-like
Molecular function (GO): calcium ion binding
Source: RefSeq, a predicted model, not a curated record